Molecule: messenger RNA, 2055 nt
Organism: Erpetoichthys calabaricus (reedfish)
Lineage: Eukaryota; Metazoa; Chordata; Cladistia; Polypteriformes; Polypteridae
Product: protocadherin gamma-A11-like
Exons: 2
Coding region: 1-2055 (684 amino acids)
Biological process (GO): homophilic cell-cell adhesion
Cellular component (GO): plasma membrane
Molecular function (GO): calcium ion binding
Source: RefSeq, a predicted model, not a curated record
AUGCUACCCUGGGCAUUCAUUACGCAGGUACCGAUCCUAUUUGUUUUUACAAAGUACGUAUUUUUAGUUAAUGCAGAGGUCCGUUAUUCAAUUCCGGAGGAACAGGCGAGAGGGGCUUUCAUAGGUAAUAUUGCUAAAGAUUUGGGAUUAGAUCAUCAGAGACUGAAAACAGGGAAAGCUCAUAUAUAUACCGAUGGAGGCACCGAAUACGUAGAGCUAAAUGUAAAUAAAGGGAUUUUAGUUGUUAAAGACAGAAUUGACAGAGAGCAGAUCUGCGGUAAAAUAACCCCUUGUUUAUUAAAUUUUCAGAUUAUUCUUGAAAAUCCUAUAGAAUUUCAUAGAGUAACUAUUGAUGUCACUGAUAUAAACGACAAUAAUCCAAUUUUUUCAAAAAAUAACAUUCAGUUAGAAAUUAAUGAAUUAUCUCCUCCAGGAGCAAUUUUUUCCCUGCCGAAUGCUAUAGACAGCGAUGUGGGUGCAAACAGCUUGAAAUCAUACACACUCACACCAAAUGAUCAUUUUAAGUUAAAGGUGCAGACGCAGUCUGAUGGCAGCAGCACGGUUAAUCUAUUGUUAGAAACGCCUUUGGACAGAGAAACACAAGAAGAGCAUGUUCUAGUUUUAAAAGCGGUCGACGGAGGGGAACCUCAGCGUUCUGGAACAGUUGAAAUAAAAAUUAUUGUUCUCGACAUCAAUGACAAUGCUCCUGUUUUUACUCAGGAGGUGUAUAAAGCUUCUGUCAGAGAGGACUCGUUGAUCGGUUCUGUUCUGUUAAAAGUACAGGCAAAUGACGCAGAUAAAGACAUAAAUGGGCAAAUAAAGUACGUUUUCGCCCACGUCCCAGAUAAUGCCAAAGAUUUAUUUGAAAUAAAUCCAGAUUCAGGAGAGAUCAAAAUGAUUGGCCAAAUCGACUAUGAAAAUACUAAAAUAUACGAAAUGACAGCAGAUGCGAAAGACAUUAGUGGUUUUGUAAGUUCUAGUAAAGUUAUAAUUGAAGUAAUUGACGUAAAUGACAAUGCGCCAUUAAUUAAUCUCAUGUCAGUCUCAAGUCAGAUCUCUGAAGACUCUUUACCUGGGUCAGUAAUAGCAAUUUUUAACGUGCAAGAUAAAGAUUCAGGAAAAAAUAGUAAAAUCAAUUGUUUUAUUAAAAAUAAUAAUCAUAUCCCUUUUAAAUUGACAUCGUCUUUAAAUAACUUUUAUACUGUACAAACCGAUGGGUUUCUAGAUCGUGAGAAAGUGCCGCAGUACAACAUUACUAUUGUAGCUAAAGACGAUGGAGAGCCUUCACUUUCAGCCACUCAGACAAUCACGCUGCAGGUUAGUGAUGUCAAUGAUAAUGCCCCAAAAUUUGAAAAAGAGCAUUACAAAACAUAUAUCACGGAAAAUAAUGCACCAGGAUCUUCAUUUUUUUCGGUUCGAGCAAACGAUGAUGACUCGGGUCUCAACAGUAGAAUUUCUUACUUCAUUACAGAGACAGGAAUUAAUAACAUCUCAGUUUCAUCAUUUGUGUCUAUUAAUUCAGACGAAGGUGUCCUCUAUGCUGUGCGUUCAUUCGAUUAUGAAGAGCUGAAUCAUUUUCAAGUGUCUGUGAUAGCUAAAGACAGAGGGUCUCCACCUCUCAGUUCCAGUGUAAUAAUAGAUGUUUAUGUUCAGGAUCAAAAUGACAAUCAUCCAGAGAUUUUAUAUCCACUUCUCAAUAAAGGAUCUCCCGUUGCUGAAUUCAUACCUCGUUCUGCAGAUGUUGGCUAUCUGGUUACUAAAGUUGUGGCUGUUGAUAAAGACUCUGGACAGAAUGCUUGGCUUUCUUAUAAACUCAUAAAAGCUACUGAUCAGACACUUUUUGACGUGGGCUUACAUAAUGGAGAACUAAGAACUCUCCGACAAAUUAUGGAGAAGGAUUCUACAAAGCAAAGACUAACUGUUCUAGUAGAAGAUAGCGGACAGCCUUCUCAUUCAGCGACAGUCAAUGUCAAUGUUGCAGUCACUGAUAACUUUGCAUUGGCGAUUUCGGAAUUCAGUGAUUUUACACAAGAGAAAAACAGUAAAGCAGCAUGA